Tachysurus fulvidraco (yellow catfish) is the source of this 4087-nucleotide messenger RNA. It is a transcript of the gene eps8a, whose product is annotated as epidermal growth factor receptor pathway substrate 8a. Gene Ontology annotation, cellular component: plasma membrane; ruffle membrane; vesicle. NCBI's taxonomy places the organism in Eukaryota, Metazoa, Chordata, Actinopteri, Siluriformes, Bagridae. The transcript is spliced from 20 exons. The record is from RefSeq and is a predicted model, not a curated record. Gene Ontology annotation, biological process: positive regulation of ruffle assembly; regulation of Rho protein signal transduction; Rho protein signal transduction. The coding region runs from base 193 to 2661 and encodes 822 amino acids. Gene Ontology annotation, molecular function: actin binding.
UUAAACAUGUUUUUAUAUUUCUUUACUCUAGAGCUUGAUAUCAUCUUCAUUUGAGACAUUUUAUGGAUCAGAUCAAACCCCUGAACUUAAUCUUACCAAAAUCUGGGGCUGGAUUAAAUGAAACUGAACUGUAUUUAAUGAAAAUUCUUUAUCCGCUGCCGUAGUUGCUGAUCCCCUUCUGCGAAGUUCAAGAUGAACGGCUACGCUGCUCCUACGUACCCCAUGGGAAACUUCAGUAACUCCCAGCUGAAUGGUCACCAAUCUCAGUCACCGGAGCUCCCAGUACAUGACGCCAGCAAAUCCAGUGCGAAGGCAAUCUACGAGCAAAGAAAGAGCUACAGUAAAAACAGUCUGAACAGCAGCAUGACCGACACGUCGCAGUACCUCGUCGAGCACCUGACCACGUUCAUCAUGGACCGUAAGGACGCCAUGCUCACCAUCGAUGACGGCAUCCGGAAGCUGCGUUUGCUGGAUGCUAAAGGGAAGGUGUGGACGCAGGAGAUGCUGCUGCAGGUGGAUGACAAGGCGGUGAACCUCAUCGAUCCAGACAUAAAAAAUGAGCUGGAACACUUCCCUCUGGGCACGGUGCAGCACUGCCAGGCCAUCAUGAACUCCUGCAACUACGACUCCAUCCUGGCUCUGGUGUGUAAGGAGGCAGGACAGGGCAAACCAGACCUGCACCUCUUCCAGUGUGAUGACAUCAAGGCAAAUUUGAUCCAAGCAGAUAUUGAGAGCGCCAUCAAUGACCACAAGGGCGGCAAGGCCAAAAAGCGGCCAGAGGUUCUUAAAAUGAUCCGGAAGAGCGAUGGGACCAUUCCACCUCCUCCUGGUGGUCCCGCCCCCGUUCCUCCAGCAGCUGUCAAUCAGGGGGCUACGAACAGCAGAGCGGCAGCUUGGCCACACACGGCCAGUGGACAUCAGAACUAUGAUAUCCAAAAGCCAUACAGGGAACAGGAAGACUCUCCGGAGAUGACUGCAGUGCGAAUAGACAGAGACGUGCAAAUCCUGAACCACAUUCUGGAUGACAUCGAGCACUUUGUCACCAAACUUCAGAAAGCCGCGGAGGCUUUUAACGAACUUUCCAAGAGAAAGAAAUCAAAAAAGAGUAAAAAGAAGGGACCAGGAGAGGGAGUGCUGACGCUCCGGGCGAAGCCGCCAGGACAGGACGAGUUUGUUGACUGCUUCCAGAAGUUUAAACACGCCUUCAACUUGCUGGCAGUGCUGAAAACCCACAUUCAGAACCCAAGCGCCGAGGAUCUGGUUCAUUUCCUGUUUAAUCCACUCAAAAUGGUGGUUCAUACAUCAGGAGGAGUCGACCUGGCUAAAAGCGUAGUGGUUCCCCUCCUCACCAGAGACGCUGUCGAGUUCCUACACUCUGCGGGCACUGCUGAAGAGCGCCACCUGUGGGUCACGCUGGGAGACGGCUGGACCAAAUGCAGACUGGAGUGGCCUAAGGAUCAUUACUUCCCUCCUCACACCCUGCGCUUCCGGGACGGCUGGGAGCCUCCGCUGCUGGUGAGCCGAGAGCAAGGCCUGACUCAGCUGGCUGAGAGCCUGGCUCAUGCUGACCUCCACAGACCAGAGCAGCAGUCCAACGUGCCGGAGUUCUCCUCUGCAGACGGGUACGGCUUUACCACCACCGCCUACGAUCACAUGUACCUCCCGGAUACACAAGCGGCGGUGGCUGCGUUUAAACAGGCUUUCAGCCAGCACGUAGAUCGUAACUCCGAUGCCUAUGGCAGGCCAAGAAGCCAAGAUGGCCAGCCAAGAAGUUUUGCCAAAUCAAAGUAUGACUUUGUGGCCAGGAACAACACAGAGCUGUCUGUGGUGAAGGAUGAGGUGGUGGAGGUUCUGGAUGACAGGAAACAGUGGUGGAAGGUGCGAAACGGAACUGGAGUCGCAGGAUACGUGCCAAACAACAUCCUUGAGAUCACCAAGGCUGUGGAUGUGAACGGACGAGGAGAGCCAAUUUACAGCCAUACCAUCCAGAAGCAGAAAACGGACUACGUGCCCAAACCCGGAACGCCAUCCAUCCCUCCAGCUCCCACUCCUCUUCCUCCAGCUCCUGCACUUCCCACGUACUCCCUGCCUCCCAGCACACCUGCUCCCUUAGAGCAUCGUGGGAACUCGCCAUCCAACGUCAGCCGCCAGAGCAGCAGCACCUCCAGUGACAACGGCAGCAUCACUAUGAGAGAGCAGAAAGAACACAGCGUGACACCCGCUAAUCCAGGGCGCAAGUCCAACAUGGAGGAGGUCCAGGACGAGCUGGUGCACAGGCUCACCCUCGGUCGCAGCGCUCAGAAGAAGUUCCAGGCUCCACCACGCGGCUCCACACUGCCCACUGCCAACAUCAGCUACGACUCCACACCAGAGGCCGUCAAAUCCUGGCUCGAGGUUAAAGGCUUCAGCGCCGUGACCGUGAACAGUCUGGGUGUGUUGACUGGAGCUCAACUCUUCUCCCUCAACAAAGACGAGCUGAAGACCGUGUGUCCCGAUGAAGGCGCUCGAGUCUACAGCCAGGUCACCGUACAGAAGGCUGCCCUCGAGAGGAGCACGGGCUCUGAGCUUCAUGAGAUCAUGAGAAGGAGGCAGGAGAAACUAGCAGCAACAACAGCCAGUGACUCAGGAGUCGAGUCCUUUGAUGAGGGGAGCAGCCACUGAACCCCUCGCUCCUUCUCCUCCUCCUCCUCCACCUUCUCCUCCUAUCUUGCACUUUUUCAUCCUUUUCACAAUGUCGUUUUUCAGGACGCGGUGGAGUUUGCAGCCAUCAUGCGCCGUCGUCAGGAGCUCCUGGACCCGCCUGACCACGGAACCGGCUCGGACGUAGAUUAAAGCAGCGGCGCAGGUUCAGCCUCACCGUGUAUGACAGAAGAAAGACGUAGGAUCUGUAACAUACUCGCUACGUAGACCAAAAUAAAAGUAACCCAGUGAAGACGAUUGUAGAUUUAAUAUACACAAAACCUAGACUGAAGAUCAUGUAGUUUGUUUUGUAGAGCUGCCAAGUUAAGCAUUCGAUUAAAAAAUAAAAGUCUUAAUGUUUAUAAAUAUUUCAAAGGAAAUCAAAUUAUUAUUUAAAAAAAAUUAGAAGAAUUUAAAUUCAAAUCAUCGUGUAGUUCUGCUGUAAUUAGUGGAAGGAAAGGGAUUACAGGAUGUGUGAAAGCGAACAGGACGUAUACAUGUCGAGCUGAGACUGAAGGACACGCUCAGGAGGACGAAGGAUUUCUGCUGGACUUUGAUACAGACGUGGACAUUUAAAAAAAAAAAUUAAACAAAAUCAGAUUUAGACCUCUAUGUGUAAGUAAACGUUUGUAUAGUGGACUGUUAGCUUGGAAAGUAAAGCCCACACACACACACACACACACGAUGGAAUCGAUACAGAAAUAGUAAUGUGCAAUGUGACUGGGGAAAGUAAAAGGUGUACAUUUACGCUUGCUGGAAAAAAGAGGAUAUUUAUGUGUUUGAUAAUUUUCUAUUUAAGCCUAAUGCCAAAUGAGGACCUUUAUUAUUAUUAUUAUUAUUAUUAUUAUUAUUAUUAUUAUACGCCACAUUAAAACAUAACGUUUCUGUCCUUCUGCCGUGUCCCGUCUCACAUCACUACAGUAGAUAGGUUUUCAGGGAUAUGUUUUUGUACUAGAAUCUACAAAUGCUGGCUGUUUAAGGUUAAGUUUAACACACAUGCAUGCAGAAUUUCACAUUUCUGUCUUAAAAAAACACUUUUGGAUACAAUGGGAAUAUUUGGACAGAAUGUUUUUGUACUUUUUUUUUCUUCCCGUACAACCAUGAUGUUUGCUAUCACGUUCAUUCUGUUUGUAUUUGCUGGAUUAAACAUCUCUCUGAACACCGGCGGUCAGAAGGAUACCUAGAUUCAAGUUUAUGGUACAAAGCUUCUGUUUUUCUGACGUCUGUUUUGUGACUGAAGUGCCAUGAUGUUAAAGAGCAGUAAAUGAACAGCGUUCAUUAUCUUAUCUUUCGUUAGCUGUGUUGUUUGUGAGCCACACACACUUCAACACAACUCCUGCUUUUCAGCUUUACACUGCAAUCAUUUCACGGAUGAAGGCUGGACUUUUUUUUUUUUUUUUUAAACGAU